Messenger RNA from Vicia faba (fava bean), 2580 nucleotides. NCBI's taxonomy places the organism in Eukaryota, Viridiplantae, Streptophyta, Magnoliopsida, Fabales, Fabaceae. The record is from the annotation of a GenBank genome assembly.
AUGGCGAACGAAGAUUUGGCCAGUUGGACCGAUCUGCUUCAUUCUUCAUCGAAGCUUCUCGAACAAGCUGCUCCUUCUGCCCAGUUUCCUCCACUUCAGAGGAACUUGGAUCAACUCGAAGCAUUAUCGAAGAAGCUUAAAUCCAAGACAGUUAGGGCUGAGGCGCCUUCGCAAUCCAUUGCUGCGACUAGGCUUCUUGCCCGCGAGGGUAUAAAUGCAGAGCAGCUUGCAAGGGAUCUGAAGUCAUUUGAGUUGAAGACAACUUUUGAGGAUGUUUUUCCUGUUGAGGCAACAAGUGUUGAGGAGUAUCUGCAGCAGGUUCAUGAAAUGGCAAUGGUCUCUGCCGUUCAGGAAGCUCAGAAGGAUAAUCUUAGGAGUUUCAAUGAUUAUAUGAUGAAAGUUUUGGAGGAGGAUUGGCAAAAAGAGAAGCGUGAUUUCCUUCAGAGUUUAAACCGGAUUUCAACGUUACCAAGGACAAACAUGAUUGCUAACAGCAACGUAGGUACCCGCCCAGGUCAGAUUGUGUCGAUGACUUCUACUCCACAAGUCUCUUCUGGUUGCAUGGAUAUUGUUCCCAUGACCAGUAGACCCACCGCGGAGAAAAAGGCUUCUGUCUAUGCUGAAGUAGUGAAAAAUCUGAAUAGAGCAAGGCAGUCAGGGUUGCCAUUUAAACUUGCCACAGCAUUCAAGGGUGCAUACGAAAGUUUGGGCAUUGAUGCUAGUGGUGGAAAAUCAGUAAGGAUGCGAAAGAUAUGGCACCUUGUUCAGAUGCUGAUGGAUGAGGACACAACCUUGCGACAUGUUUCAAAAAAGAUGUCAUUGAUUAUUGGGGCAAGGCGCCACCUUGAGUGGGGACAUGAGAAACACAUCAUGGAUACUAUACAAAAUCAUCCUGCACAAGCUUCACUUGGUGGCGGUGUUGGAAAUUUGCAAAGAAUCCGCGCCUUCCUUCGGAUUCGGCUGAGGGAUUACGGGGUACUGGAUUUUGAUGCUGGUGAUGCUCGGCGGCAGCCUCCCGUUGAUACCACGUGGCAACAGAUAUAUUUUUGUCUGAGGUCUGGUUAUUACGACGAAGCAAGAAAUGUUGCUCUAUCUUCGCGUUCUUCACAUCAAUUUGCUCCUUUGCUCACAGAGUGGAUUAAUACUGGAGGAAUGGUGCCAGAAGAGGUUGCGACUGCGGCAUCAGAAGAAUGUGAAAGGAUGUUGAGAACCGGUGAUCGAGUAGGCCGAACUGCAUAUGAUAGGAAAAAGUUGCUGUUGUAUGCCAUCAUAUCAGGUUCUCGAAGACAUAUUGAUCGCCUGCUUAGAGAUCAACAGACUCUUUUUAGUUCGAUAGAUGAUUUCUUGUGGUUCAAAUUGUCGGCUGUGCGGGACUGCCCAAGUGGAUCUUCAUCCCUUGUUCUAAGUGACAGUGUGAUUCCAUACACUUUGGAUGAUUUGCAAAGUUACCUGAAUAAAUUUGAACCAUCGUACUAUACAAAAAAUGGAAAAGAUCCUCUGGUAUAUCCUUAUAUCUUGCUUUUAAGCAUUCAAUUGCUUCCGGCUGUAUUAUACCUGUCUAAGGAAACAGGAGAUGAAGGAUAUAAUAUUGAUGCUGCCCACCUAUCAAUUGUGCUAGCUGAUCACGGGGUCCUUUCUGAAGGUGCUGGUACUGGGAAAAAGUUGGGGGCGAUGGAUGCUUAUGCAGAAGUAGCCACCAUUGUCAGGCAAUAUGGAUCUAUGUAUUUGCGCCUUGGUGAUCUCCAGAUGGCACUAGAAUAUUAUGCACAAGCUGCUGCUGCGGUUGGUGGUGGGCAGUUGUCAUGGACUGGUAGAGGUAAUGUUGAUCAGCAAAGGCAGAGAAACUUGAUGCUGAAGCAGCUUCUAACUGAGUUGUUGUUAAGGGAUGGAGGCAUAUAUCUAUUGCUUGGCGCAAGAGGUGCUGGAGAAGAAGGAGAGUUAGGACGUUUUGUGGCGGAUCCAAAUGCAAGGCAACAGUUUUUGAUUGAAGCAGCAUGCCAGUGUCAGGAGGCUGGGAUGUAUGACAAAUCUAUAGAAAUUCAGAAGAGAGUGGGUUCCUUCUCAAUGGCGCUGGAUACCAUCAAUAAGUGCCUCUCUGAAGCUAUUUGUUCUCUUUUCCGUGGAAGGUUAGAUGGUGAGAGCCAGACUGCUGGCCUGAUCCAUACUGGCAAUGAGAUUUUGGAGACAUAUACUUACUACCCAGAUGUCAGUGUUCAAGAGCGAGAGCAUGUUUUUGAGCAGCAAACUGUGUUAAGACAACUUGAGUCAAUAUUAUCAAUUCACAAAUUGUCAAGACUUGGGAAUCACAUUGAUGCUUUAAGGGAGGUUGCUAAACUUCCAUUUUUGCCUCUAGAUCCUCGAGGACCUGAUACUUCUGUUGAUGUGUUUGAAAAUUUAUCUCCUCAUGUCCAAGCUUGUAUACCAGACCUCUUGAAGGUUGCUCUGACUUGUCUGGACAAUGUGGCAGACUCUGAUGGAUCGCUUCGUGCCUUGAGGGCUAAGAUUUCCAGUUUUAUUGCAAAUAAUGUAAAGAGGAAUUGGCCUCGUGAUUUGUAUGAAAGAGUUGCGCAGAGAUUGUAA